Galeopterus variegatus (Sunda flying lemur) is the source of this 2952-nucleotide messenger RNA. It is a transcript of the gene TRAPPC13, whose product is annotated as trafficking protein particle complex 13. The transcript is spliced from 13 exons. The coding region runs from base 274 to 1530 and encodes 418 amino acids. Gene Ontology annotation, cellular component: TRAPPIII protein complex. NCBI's taxonomy places the organism in Eukaryota, Metazoa, Chordata, Mammalia, Dermoptera, Cynocephalidae. The record is from RefSeq and is a predicted model, not a curated record.
UUACCAAGUAGUGGUUUUUUGAGGUCGCGAUGUGGGAUUGUAGAUACGAAACAGUAUCUUAUGCAUAAGUCUCUCAGACACAGGAAUGGCUUUGGUCAAAAGAGUCCUAAAAAGACGUAGUAAAAGGAGAAUUUAAGGUGUUACCAGCAGAGUGAAGCUGUUGGGAGUGCGUUUGACGCCCGAUCUUCCCAAACGCGCGCAUUUGUAUUUUCUUCCGGGCCGGGUUGAACCUCUUCAGGCCCCGUAGGCAGUGGGUGAAAAGUGCCCGUCAAAAUGGAAGUGAAUGUCCCCAAACAGGAGCACCUGCUGGCGUUGAAAGUGAUGCGGUUGACUAAGCCUACUUUAUUCACCAAUAUUCCAGUAACAUGUGAAGAAAAAGACUUACCUGGAGAUCUCUUUAACCAAUUGAUGAGAGAUGAUCCCUCAACUGUAAAUGGUGCAGAAAUUUUAAUGUUAGGAGAAAUGUUGACUUUGCCACAAAAUUUUGGGAACAUAUUUUUGGGAGAGACCUUUUCCAGUUAUAUCAGUGUUCAUAAUGAUAGCAAUCAAGUUGUAAAAGAUAUAUUGGUUAAAGCUGAUCUCCAGACAAGUUCUCAGCGUUUAAAUCUCUCAGCCUCCAAUGCAGCAGUGGCUGAACUCAAGCCCGAUUGUUGUAUUGAUGAUGUCAUACACCAUGAAGUAAAGGAAAUUGGAACACACAUCUUGGUGUGUGCUGUGAGUUAUACAACUCAGGGUGGAGAAAAAAUGUAUUUUAGAAAAUUCUUCAAAUUUCAGGUUCUCAAACCAUUGGAUGUGAAAACCAAAUUUUACAAUGCAGAGAGUGACCUCAGUUCUGUGACUGAUGAAGUAUUUCUCGAAGCCCAAAUUCAGAAUAUUACAACCUCACCCAUGUUUAUGGAGAAAGUUUCAUUGGAGCCAUCUAUAAUGUACAAUGUAACAGAAUUAAAUUCUGUCGGCAAAGCUGGAGAAUGUGUAUCUACGUUUGGGUCAAGAGCAUAUUUGCAGCCAAUGGAUACACGUCAAUACUUGUACUGCCUAAAGCCCAAGAAGGAAUUUGCAGAAAAAGCAGGCAUAAUUAAGGGAGUAACAGUAAUUGGAAAAUUGGAUAUAGUAUGGAAAACAAAUCUAGGUGAAAGGGGAAGGUUACAGACCAGCCAACUUCAAAGAAUGGCUCCAGGUUACGGAGAUGUUAGGUUGUCUUUGGAGGCAAUCCCAGAUACCGUAAACCUAGAAGAACCCUUUCAUAUUACCUGUAAAAUAACAAACUGCAGCAGUGAAAGGACUAUGGAUCUGGUUUUGGAAAUGUGCAAUACCAAUUCUAUCCACUGGUGUGGUAUUUCAGGCAGACAGCUUGGAAAGCUGCAUCCAAGUUCUUCUCUCUGCCUUGCCCUUACUCUACUGUCUUCAGUACAAGGACUGCAAAGCGUCUCCGGCUUAAGACUAACAGACACAUUCUUAAAGAGAACAUAUGAAUAUGAUGACAUCGCACAAGUCUGUGUGGUAUCUUCGGCCAUUAAAGUGGAAAGCUGAAGAAAAUUUCCAGUGUUAUGCUUUUCCUUUACUUUCAUAAAACUGCUUUCUGUACUUCUGUUACCUUUGUAAAAUGAUCAAGUCAACAGCAAAGAUACAUAUAAUUUUUCUUUCCUAUAAAAUAGUUAAAAUAUUAAAUAUUUGUUUUGAAAAGAACUACUGAUUUUAUCUUGUGACUUAUAUUCUAAAUGAACAUUUGUAUAUUUUCUACACAUAUUAUUUCACUUUAGAUGACCAUUGGACUUUGUUCUCCAAAAGUUCUAUAUUUGAGGCCAUUUGUCCCUAGCAAGUAUCUAGAACAGGGGGUAGCAUACUUUUUAUAUGAAGGGCAAGAUACUAAAUAUUCUAGGCUUUGCAGGUCAUAUGGUUUCUGUCAAAAAUACUGAACUUUGCCAUUGUAAUGUGAGAGCAGCUAAUAGGCAAAAAAAGUGCAGUGGUGUCUACAAAAACAGGCAACUGGCCAGAUAUGGCCUGUGGGCCAUAGUUUGCUCACCUCAAUGUAGAAGAUACACUUGUUUCUUAGAACUUAAGAAUACUCAUAAUACUUGUUUAGAUAUAUUUCAGUCACUCCAAUUUUUGUCCUAGCUCCUCAAUCAAUAGAAAAAGUUUGCUUAAAACAACUCAGGGUAGUCGUCCUAUAACUUGAUAUUUGCUAACACAGAUAUUUGCUUUUCUAGAUAUUUGCUUUUCUAGUUGUUUUCAAAAUUAUUGUAUCGGUUCAUGUCUGUGCAUACAUAUAAACACAUGUCUGACUUUUACAUACCGAAUGCCAGAUCAGAAUUGGUUUUAUUAGGUUACUGAUUACUUAGUUAACUUCUAACUCAGAAGCCUAAUAAUUUUCUAAUUCUAAGCCAAAACACCUUGGUUUUUGCCCACUGAAAAACAAGCCACUGAUUUUCAUAAGGCAUAUUUAGAGGAUUCCCAGCUUCUGAUAUUUGAUUUUGAACUCUAAAUCAUAUCUUAAUAUUAUAAAAUUUUCUCUCUCUCCAUGGAAUCACACUUACUUAUGCCAUAAAUGAAAUAAUGAGAAAGUUAAAGUUGUAAAUAACUUUGCAACAGGAAUGUAACAAAAUUUCAGUAUUUUGUCAGGAAAACAAAAGCUGAUGCUAUUUAAAUAAAACUAUCCGAUUUUGGUAAGUUGAAAUUCAAGAAUGUAUUAAUUACUUAAAUGUAUAAUUACUUAAAUGUAAGAGUGCAUAAAGUCGACUACAAAAAUGGGUUUUUCUUAGAUGCACAGUUAUUUAUUGCCAUGACAAAUUGUUUGGUCCAAAAUGAAAGCUGUACUCAGAAGGUUUGCACCUUAAAAUGGAGUAAUAAUGACUAAUGAAAUGUCUGCAAAAAAAAGUGCAGGCAGUGUAAAACUGAAGUCUGUCUGUCUUCCAAAAUGAUUAAGAUUGAAUUAAAUAAUGAAAUAAGACUUUA